Messenger RNA from Trachymyrmex septentrionalis, 1278 nucleotides. Its product is annotated as putative gustatory receptor 28a. The record is from RefSeq and is a predicted model, not a curated record. Bases 1 to 1278 code for a protein of 425 amino acids. The transcript is spliced from 3 exons. Gene Ontology annotation, biological process: sensory perception of taste. Gene Ontology annotation, cellular component: dendrite; axon; neuronal cell body. NCBI's taxonomy places the organism in Eukaryota, Metazoa, Arthropoda, Insecta, Hymenoptera, Formicidae.
AUGAGAUUAGCAAUUUUCAAGCAGUUUUUCCACGACACUUCGUUGUUCAGUCCGUCAUCGAAAUUCCAAGGACAAAUCGAAAGCAAGAAAGAAGAAAAGAGAUGGUUAUUCUACGCCACAGAUUUUCAAUCUUUGAUGUAUCCUUGUUUCAUAUUGUGCCGCAUUUUUGGAAUAUUCCCAUACAAGAUCAACACUUCAUCCUUAAAAACUUCUAAAUCUUAUAAUAUUCCAUCAACUUUAAUUAUGUGCUUCUUUUGCUUUUACUCAUUGAUAAUAAUAUAUAUGGGAAACAUUUAUGGAUACUUCCAUGACAAUGUACGCAAAAGUAUUGCAAAUAACUCUUUCUACAUAUUUGGCAGUUUCAUAAUGAUCGUCACGCUCGUCUUAAGUAGUCCACGAAUACGUUUGCUUCAAAUCAUACAUCAGAUCUCUUCACGACUAUCUCCAGAAUCAUAUCAACAAUCGUCUAUGUUAAUUCACGCCAAGGACAUUUUCGGUUUUUCUUUCAUACUCAUUCAAUCAGCGUUGUGUUAUGACCCGAACUUUCCUAUUGUGAACUAUUUAUCGACAAUCUACAUGAUUCUGUUAGUGUUUGUGAUGGAUAUGCUAUACAUAAAUUGCGUUUGUGUAUUAAAGGCUUGUUUCAAAAAAAUUAAUGACGAUCUGGCAAAUUUGCUCAUAACAAACAAUAAAUCGCAUUCAGUCAUGUGGAUCUAUCAUGAGCAGAGAGACCAUCUUUUGUUGAUAGAGCUUAACGACUUGAAGAAACGGCAUUUGAUGGUUAGUGAUACAGUACAAAGAUUAAAUAUAAUUUUCAGUCCGCAACUCCUCGCAACCAUAGCCUUAUCUUUCAUGGAAAUAACUUUUGAACUAUACUUCAAUAUGGUAAAAUGGAAAAACGGAUUAUAUAUCAACCUGGCUAAGCAGAUUCAUCACACUUACAUACUAACCUACGUCAUAUAUUAUUUUGUAAAAAUAGCGUUGAUAGCAUGGGCUUGCGAAACCGGCAAAAAUCAAGCCAUAAAAAUUAGUACUACUGUUCAUGACGUGCUUAAUAAUAUUAACGACAAACAAAUCAAACACGAGUUGCACCUGUUUUCUUUGCAACUAAUGCAUUGUGAUAACACAUUCUCCGCAAAAGGUCUCUCACUGAACGCGACGCUUGUCAGAGCGAUGAUGGGUACUAUCACUACAUAUUUUUUAAUUUUAAUACAGUUCUUGAUCUUGUCACAUUCUUGUGAUGGAAAGACUGCAAGCAAUGUUACACAAACAAUCUAA